UAGCGUCGGUGUGUCGGCAGCGUCGCGGUGAAAUGCGCUGUCGCGAGGUUGCAAUAGGAGAGGGAGAGGGUAAGGAGACAUAGAUGUUGUCAAUGCGAGCGCGUCCGUUGCGCUGUCGCCGUUCUCGUCGUCGUCGUCUUUGUCGUUGUGGUUAUUUUUAAGAGAAAUGUUGGUUAAACACUCGUGAUAAUCAUAACUUCGCGUAAACGAAAACAAAAGCCCCAACAUUUUUUCAAAAUGUAUUAUCUCGUAAAGGAAGUUUUUUAAUAAGUGCAAACCUGUAUUACAAAGUGAACAAGGAGAAAGAAGAGGAAGAGAGAGAGAGAGAGAAAGAGGGAGAAAGAAUAUAGACGCGAAAGUAGAAGGUGGUGGUGUGACCGACGAUCGAUCGGGGAACCUCUUUCUUUCUUUCUUUCUUUCUUUCCUAUUUUUUUUGUUUUUAUUAAUCGAUUCCUUUUUUACAUCCCGCCUAAUACUUGAAUAGCCUUUUUAUUUUGUAUUUGAAAUUUAAUCCCGCCGUAAGAUAGUAAAUAAUUUCUCAAAUAAUAAUAAUAAUAAUAAUAAAAGAAAUACAUAAAAUAUAAAUAAAAAUGGGAUCGAUAGUAUUGAAAUCCUUGUCCGUGUUACUCGGUAUAUUUUUCGUUUUUGUCGGUACAAUGAAAUUAACGUCCCACAUUAGCAAAGAUCUACAUAAAGAUUUGAGAAAAGAAUACGUCAAAUAUGCUAAAGUAUUUCCAUUAUCUACCACGUUGGAUUUCAAAGUUCCGAGCAAAUGGUACAGAAGAGUGGUUGGCUCGCUCGAAAUCAUCUGCGGUCUUGCCAUGGCAAUAAUUCCAAAUUACAAGAUAAAAAAUGUAUCGAAUGCGAUAUUACUGUUUUUGAUGCUAAUGGCUGUGUAUUCUCACUAUAUGGUAAACGAUAGAUUUGAAAGAAUUGCGCCAGCUUUGGUAUUCUUUUUUAUGCUGAUGGGUCGAUUGGUGAUAGAUUGGCAAUUACGACGAGAAGAUGCACAACCGGUUGCAGCUAAUGGAGUAGAUGAUAAAACUAGAAAACAAGACUGAAUUUAUUUAUUUGAAUAUUGAAUCUGGCGAACUCAAUCUAUCUCUUUCACACACUUUGCAAAGGAAGCAAAUUUAAAAUCAAGAUAGAAUAAUAUUUUGUCGAUGAGAGAAAAGAAAAUUUAAAAUACUAAAAAUAAUUAUUACACUGAACGUGUGUGUGCGAACAAAAAGAAAACUAAAUAGAUGGGAUGUCGAACGUUUAUUUCUAGUAUUCCUUCCGUUUUGAUGGACAGGAUAGAAUAUUUUCGACAGAGAAUAUUUACGAAAAUAUAUUACGUUCUUUUUUUUUUUAGUAUAGACUCGAAUACGUCCGACAACUUAAAGUGAGUAAUAUCUCGUAUACAUCUUCGUAUGUAAAUGAAAUUUUUCGGAUAUAAGAGCAUAACUUUUUUUUUUUUUUUUAAUUAAUAUUACCAUACGUACAUUAAAAACACAAUAUACGAUUUGUGUUAGCGGAUCCGAAUUUAUGCUCCUAAACGUAAAAAUAUUUACGUUAAUAUAAGCGUAAAACGCAAGGAGCUUGUUUAAAUAACUCUAUUUCACCAAAGUCUGCAAAAUAUGUUAAUUAAGACACAAGUUAAGUAAAAUUUUGUUCCAUCUAUUACAUGACAUUAGAAUGCUUCUAUAUUAGAAAUUAAUUAGAUAUAUACCUAUAAUUUAUUUAUUUACAUCGUCCAGCAAUGAAAAUAUGAAUAUUAGUUAAGCACAAUUAACUGCCACAGAAAAGAAAUGUGUUCUCCUUUAAUAUCGUAAUUGAAUGUGUGUACAUAAUAACGUAUAAAUCUGCUAUACUCUACAUAAAUAUAUCAAGUGCACGAUUUAAAAUAUAUAUGCCUACUUUAAGUAGUAUAUACAUAUAUAAAAAUAAAAAAUAUAUAUAUGUAUCGAAUUUAUUCGACAAAUAUGUAGAGUCAUAAGCAACAUUACGUUCCAUCAAAAAGUUAUAAUUAAGAAAAAAUUAAUCACAGUACAUUUUUUUGUAAACACAUUUUGGAAGGAAUCUGAUCAUUAUUACAAAAAAGAAAAAAAAAUAAAUUGUAAUUACCUGUGUGUUUAUAAAACUACUAUUUGUAUGAUAUAUCACAUAAAAAUUUAAAUAUACAGAGUGUUUUAACAACAAAAUUCAUACCAAUGAUACCAAAAGUAAUUAAUUUCAUUUUUUAUAUCCUAUAUCACAUGCUUUGUAGAUUUAUUUGUUCCUAAUAUAUAACUUAGAUAAGUACAAUGUAAAUAUUUAUGAAAAGGAGCAUGCUAAUCAUUAUGGGGGCCAAUUUUGAGGUCUUAAUUUAUUGUACAUGUACUGUAUAAACAUCUUACUUGAAAGCAAAAAGGAAUAAAAAUGCUAAGGAAAAACAAGACAGAAAUGUUUAAAUAUAAAUGUAUAUGAAAUGUAGAUAAAUGAUAAUUACAUGAAAUUAAGAAUAUUGUAUGAUCUAUAUUUAGUUGAUGUAAUGAAAUUUGCAGCACACAAUUUGAACUAAAUUUUACGUGAAAACAAUUAUAAGUAUUUGUUGAACUUACAAUAAGAAACAAAUUAACAACAUAUGCUAUGUACUACAUUGGGUUAUAUAUAACGUAUAAGAAAAUUUAUAUUAAAAUUUAUUUAUAGACACUCGCGAUAUGCUUAGAUUUUAUGAUAUAGUAAUUUGGAAAUAAAAGGACUGAAACUGCAAUAUAGAUAAAGAAGUAAUUAUAAUAUAAUAUAAUCUGCUAUCGUUCAUUACACAAUAUGCAAUAAAAAUUUACAAUUAUGUAAAGAACACUGCUAAUACUAAUCUUCAUAGAAAAAAAUGUGUAUAUAAUAUAUAAUAUAUUUAGAAAAUU
Polistes canadensis is the source of this 2885-nucleotide messenger RNA. Its product is annotated as transmembrane protein 35. The record is from RefSeq and is a predicted model, not a curated record. The coding region runs from base 591 to 1061 and encodes 156 amino acids. Lineage: Eukaryota; Metazoa; Arthropoda; Insecta; Hymenoptera; Vespidae. The transcript is spliced from 4 exons. Gene Ontology annotation, cellular component: endoplasmic reticulum. Gene Ontology annotation, biological process: positive regulation of protein localization to cell surface; chaperone-mediated protein complex assembly.